Spirometra erinaceieuropaei is the source of this 9806-nucleotide messenger RNA. The record is from the annotation of a GenBank genome assembly. Lineage: Eukaryota; Metazoa; Platyhelminthes; Cestoda; Diphyllobothriidea; Diphyllobothriidae.
AUGAACAUUGUGUUUGCCAACUCGACAUAUGCUAAAAGUUUUGUUGAGGCGCUGUGCAUUUUGCACCAAUUGGUUGGUGUUAAGGUUUUAUUGACAAUCUUGUUGGUUGUCUACGCUGGCCACGAUAACCGAUCGCAGCAUAAUGUGAGUGGGUUAUUUUUUACGUUUGUAAUUACUCUGUAUCUUUGCGCAUUAUUCCUUGAUUUUUGUUUUAUCUCUAGAUCAUAUUUUAUCCAUUGUUGCAUUUUUUCCUACCACAGACGUGGUUUAACCAUAAGGAAAACAAAAUUUACGAGAAGCGUCCAGAAACGCCAUUUGCAGCAUCGAAAUCCGUGCGUACAAAUCGGCUUGAUCGGAGCUCAACCUGGCGAAUUUUCAAUCACAGACCAAAUUAGGCACGUCCAUCUGCCUCCUUGUCAUGCGCAUGACGAUUAUACGACUAUAAUCCCUUCUCACGUAACUGCGUCUCUUUACAGAGACGUUGUGAAUUCACAACGAUAACCGUUAAGGCAAAAGAAUAUGGAGGUCGGGAUCAAGAGGAUAGAAGAUUCAGGCCGAAUAACGGGUGUUCAUAGGUUAAUUAAUUAUAGCUAAUGGACGUAUUGAUAACCAAUAUGCAUUUCCUUAGAUUACUUGAAAUGUGACCGAUGCAUCAUCUAGUAUUCAGUUUUAGCUAGGAAUGUCAUUCCACUGGUGGUAUCUUUUAUCUUGAAGUUGUGCCUCAGUGCAUUCUUAAGACAGUUCUGUUAUGGAGUAGAGGGUUGUGGCCGUCCACACAUGUCGGUUUGCUCAGGGGCUUGGGGAGGGAGGAGGGGAGGGAUCUAACGGUGAACUGCGCUUAAAUUUCGUCGCUGUAGAUCGACGUAGUAGGAUGAAGUUAAUAAGACUCUAGGGUCAUUUUGUCCCAGGGUAGUUUGGGGGUUUGUGUGAAUGUCUUCUGCGAGGGCAAGGCAAGGUUGGCUAACUGUAUGGACAUUGCCUCUGGCUCUGCAAAAACUCGCUGGUGCAGGAGCUGUCUCAUGGGCACUUCAUACACGACUCUGAAUGCUUGGGUGACGUCUUCCCGGUGGCCGUUGUCAACCAAGUGAGCCAAGAUUGCACAAGAGAUGGACUUUUCCAUGCCUUGAUUUAGCCAAACAGGAUAGCGCUCUUAUAUUCGCUGGGUAGGCGCCCAGUUGUUCGACCAAUAUACCCUGCCUCACAGGAAUAAGUGAGGCGUAAACGCACAUUGAAGAACUCUGAAAAGACAGCCUACCCUUUAUUUCAAGGAGAAGAGGCGGGGUGCUUGAGAUGAGUCUUAACUGGCAAAUGUGUACACGCGGAUGAUCGCAGUAUUUAAGCGACGAUUUAGAAGUUCGCCUGCAGGUUCUUCUCGAAAUGGCAAUGUGAGAAAUAGUUACUUCUCCUUUGCCGUUGACACGGCCGUUUUCCAGGGACGUUGCUUAAUAUAUUUUGGAACAAAGGUACCGGGAAGGUUAUUUUCCUGCAGCAAGUUUUGUGUGAAGGCGAUUUCGACGAUACCCACUGUGUGCUACACACCAAGUUGCAACGGCCGCGAUGAUUUACGUGUGAAAUAGUUUAUAGUGAUAGUAGAAUUUCGCAGCAUUUACCGCACCUCUUCUUCCCCACUCCCCACCUAGACCAGGUACCAAGACAGUCAAGAAUGCCGGAGAUGGGGGAUGGCGCAGGUGGCUGGCACUGCCGGGCCGGCACCUAGGCGUGCCACCAAACUAGUCUACAACAUACACUUGACCAGGACUUUUCCCAACAAAAAUAACACACUAAAAGGCGUCAGGAAUAUGAUGAUAACUGGACAGGCAUGCCUACCACCUGUAUGCCCAGCGGGGGCACAAGCGCAUCUACUGGCAAGAAACCAGUUGUUAGCGCAUACCAGGCUGCGAGGGCCAUGAUUUGCUGAAAGUGGCAUAGCACACGCUUCUAGGCCUUUUGACCAUAAAGAAAGCUAGUGAUAAUUUCACGGAUAGAGACGAAUAGUUCAAUUUCGGAUGUGUAUCCGGGUAAAGACGCAACUGAUCGAUCAUUACAACCGGUUUUUCUGAUGAAUUUUUAAAUUCAUGCAUGAGCACAUUAUUCGAUAUGACUGUGACAGCAAAGCAAGUGACGGUUGUAGGCUCAACGGUUAUUGCUACAGACCUGGAGAUGACUGCAACGGACUUAUAUGCGAAGUCAAAAACACUACUUUAACUGAUUAAGUACUUAUCAGGGACCCUAUUUAAAUAUGUUAUCGGUAUCAGCAAGUAUGACGACGGUUGUGGAGCUAAGCUCGCCAUCCUUUUCGAAUGGGACAGCCUUUUGCUAUAAUGUGCCACUCUCUCAAAUAGCCAGUUUGCGUUCAUAUAUCUCUUCUUAUCAUUUCUUCGUCUAACACAAGUAAAGUCGAAACAUGUAUGCAUUGGGGGUCAUCCACACGUUCCUUCUCUAUUACACUGGGAUGUACUAUUUUGUUAAUAUACCCUUUUUUAACUUGACAUCGUUUGCGGUCGCCGUACGCCUUAGGAUAUUCAUAUUAAUGCAUGAGCGUCUUACGCGACACGUCGCAUGUUUUGGCAUUUAAUCACUCGGCCCUUCUUACCGAGACGCAGACUUUUGAGUUGCAUUUCCGGUAAAUCAUCAGCAGGUAGCUGAAGAGAGUGUGUAAUUCUGACGGCUUAUCUUGCGCACAGCAGAUUCUCACCACGAAAACCCUAGGCAUUAACAGCUGUAUUAUCAUGCAUAGUCUGGGCUUAAAUUACUUCCACGUCUUAAUAGGCGUUAUGGCGGAUUUCAAAUAAUUCACUUUGACACAUCUGUUAGAAACUCAGGGCCUCUGUGGAAUUCGAACCCACGACAGUAAAGGGAGGCUUUAGUACAAUCAACACUCUAGCCAUCUGAGCUACCAGACCCCACCGGACGACACGAUUUUAAUCACAUUUGGGUCAAGUCUACCCAUCCAACCUGCCGAAACGUCUGGAAUCCGCCAAAGCUGAUAAAGUAGGACGACUUUCCAAGCAAUAUUUCCUAAGUGGUACAUCUGGAAUCCACUAGACUCACGUAAUUAAUAGGUGUUAUGGCAGAUUUCAAAUAAUUCACUCUAACGCAACUGUGAAAACUCGACGCCUCGGUGGGAUUUGAACCCACGACAGCAAGAGGCUAUAGCACAGCCAACGCUCUAGCCAUCUGAGCUACGUUACCCCACUGGAUGACACGAAUGGGCGCGCCAGUGGUCGCUAACAUAGCAACCAGCUCGUCUUCACACAAACGUGCCACCCCAAUGCGUAAAAAUCGCUUAGAUUAAUAAGGUAGGCCUAAAUUGACAUGUUAACUAGUACUCAUUGGCAUGACAUCUGCUGCUGCAGGUACUUCGUCAACCAGGACCCGUGUCCCUGACGACAGGUCUAAGCCAAGCAACCUCGCUACUUUUAAAAGGCCAAGCGGGUGAUUAUGAGGCAUCUAUGAACAUAACGCCCACUUUCAGAAAUCGCGCGUUCAAUGACAGACGACCAUCUGCGGUAGACGACAUGGUAGUUCUUUGCAUACUAAGCCAGCGAAAACAACACUGAAGACAUCGUGCCUCCCUUCGACGUCUCUGUGUCGAAUAACUACAGUUCGAAGGCAGACGGUGGCAUUGCCGCGCUCCAUUAAACCAGCGCAGACAAAUGCACGCGCACGCCGUGGCGAAGCAGGAAAUGGCGCCAGACAGUGCAUAUGCAGAAGUAUAUGCCUCCGUGGAAUCCAAACCAGGUGUUACGACACACCAAGUUGAGGAUUUGGUCUUGCCAGCCACCCUUUUGUUGUUGGUCAAAAACCUGGUCAUUUGCUGUGUGGACCAGGGAGUGUGGAGUGGAACGCCAAGGUGCGGGCUCGACUGUGCCAUCCACCUGCGCUCUCCCCGCCUCCAGUCUUCUUGACUCUGCCUGACACCUGGUCUAGGUGGAGAUUGCGGAAGGUGGAGUGCAGUAGAUGUUGUGCAAGUCUACAUUCCCUAUAAACUAAUGCACGCACAAUUCACCGUCCCUGCUCCAUCCUGCUGUGGGGAACACGGUGGACAUCGUCCACAACGCCGGCCGAACUAUCGUACCAUGCUCGUGCAAACAGUAAAGGCACAGGUCCGGCUGCCAAAUACCUACCUUUUCACCUCUGUCGAAAUGUAGAACUUGAACUGCGACUCGAAAUAAAUUGCUUUCUGAACUAUAUGACCUCUUUUUGCCGAUUAAGACUCACAGUUCCUUGCACAAAAUACUUCGAUGAUUAUACCUCAAACUGAAUUGCUUGAGGCAUCUGUGGCUUUAUUUAGCCCUAUGUGUUUACCAUGUCUUACUGUUCAGGAGUAUUCACUAAUUCGCCAUUUUAGGGGUAGCCAUCCGCGGAGAAGGAGAGACGAUAGCCGGAACAAGUGCUUUAUUAGCCUGGCGCUUCGGAUUCUCACUCGAAUCCAUUAUCAGAGACAGAGUAAGAUAACGGCAGAGGAUUGCCCGAUGUUGCAACAGUUAUAGGAUGUAGUUGCCAGGCUACUACAUGCCUACCACGGUUGGCAGCUCCCGAGUGCAUCACAGCUCCACUGGUCAGGUGUUGAAGUAGCCAUCGCCAUUCAGUUUUUAUGCUCCUCUAUGCCGGUCAAGAUUAUCGGCUGCCACGCUCAUCGUACGGCGCCGAGUGGCAAAGUAGUUAGCCGCGAGGAGAACGUACAGAUAACCACUGUUCCCAGUAUCAAUGUUGGCUAGCCAAAUCACCCAAGCGUCCACAUGGAUGAAAAAAUCCACUAGUCAACCCCUCGGCGGCGUGCGAUGAGCGUGGGAGCCGAUAAUCUUGACCGGCACACAGGCGCAUUACAACUGAAUGGCGAUGGCAUACUUCAACACCUGACCAGUCGAACCUUGAUGCACUCAGGAGCUGCCAACCAUGGUAGACAUGUAGCGGCCUUGCAGCAUCUGGACAAUCCUCUACCCUUAUCUGACUCUGUCUCUGAUGAUGAAUUCGAGUGAGAAUCCGAAACUUGAGGCUAAUAAAGCACUUGUUCUAGCUAUCGUCUCUCCUUCUCGACUACUUUAUGGAGCCCGCCCCUUCGCUUCUAUUAGCAACCAUUAGCCUAUACCGCUUUUUCAGAAAUGUGCUGGUUUCCUCACACCUUAAAGUAUGUUCAUUGAAUAUGCACCCAUUUCCAACAAAAAAGAUACAUCAACUUCACCGUGCUCUCGCUUGUGCGCCUUAAGACCAUGCCGUUAAAAACCACUUCUAUGGCCGGGGACAACCGCAACUGAGGCUGGCUCGGCCUCAUUCCGCAAAUGUUCAUUAGCAUACAGAAUGAAGCGGAACUUGGGAGUUAUCGAGGACUACGAGAGCAAACCCACCCAUUUUUAAACAUCGUUGUACAUACUUUGUUGAUUCUUUAAUGAGCUUGCUCUCCGAAACAGAAGCCUGAAACAUGUACAACUUUUAAUUUAUGCUUACAGAAGAACAGGAUUUGAGUUGUAGUUACGAUCUCCAUUGCCUGCUGUGCAAUGGACCCGUGCAAUGUGGGCCUUCGAAUUUUCGUUCAUUUUAAUAAAUAAAAAUAAUCUCACUUCAACUGAUCUAGUUAUGACAAGGCUAGGCCUCAGUGGCAUUGGAAUUCGCGACAGCAGGAAAAAGUCUGGAGUACAGUCAACUUUCUAACCAUUUGAACUACGAGGCUGUUUUCCUGGUAUAAGGGCUAUUCCAACCCUGCCAGGUGGCCGGACUUAUUAUUUGGGUUGGUUCCCUGAUAUGCCCAGGUGUCAAGUAUGCAAACCGCGUUGACGGAGUUUUUACCAGCCCCUGCUAGCAGGCAGAACCAACUGGCUCUCUUUACAGCGCUUUCGUCUUCCUGCUGAUUUCCGUUUUCGCACGGCCUUUUGUCCUUGUGAUGUGACAAACAGCAGGUUUUGCAAUCGAUGUAGCCGCAGUGAUGGACCUCGAAGCGCCUGACUGCCCGUGAAUUUAUCCCUGUUUAAACAAAGGAAAUGGGCCGAUUGUUCUAGCUAGGACCGUUGUAAGCACACGAGAUGGAGAUGACGAACAAAUACGGAUGCAAGAGUCCGAACGAGAAUACCCCAUAACAGGACUUUAUUCAUCCUACAAUGACGUAAUGGAACUAAAACGAGAAAUAGAUAAGUAGUAGAUACGAUGGAAUUUAGCCCUGGGGUUUAUGUUAGCAUGACAUCGAACCUUUAGACAACGUUUCUAACCCGAUUUUAAAUUUUGAGAAACACUAUUUUCAGCUUGUUUUAGGUACCAGUUAACCGUAUCUCCUUCCCAGAUUAUCAGUUUAUGCUAUAUCUCCUAUAUCUCGGUAGAAUAUGCGUCAUUGUUUUCUGUAUACACAACAAUCUUACCAAUGCAAUGCCUCGUAAACUGCAUUCCUAACCGCGAUUCCAACAUCUUAGAUCAACGACUAAGCCUGCUACACCGUCAGUUGCACACAGCUAAUAUGGCAGGUUUCCGGAGACAUUUUUAGGUGUACAUAAACGAAUCAUGAGUAAAUGGAUAAAUAAGAUGACAGAAUAUCAGCGAUGAGGUCAUCUCAAUGUUCUUUAGUUAUGACAUGAUAUUAAAGCGUCUUUCUGGUUGCAAAGCAGACGUUUUAGCGUUUCAAAUUACUGCAUAGUAAGGAGCCUACCUCAGUAUUUUCUUGUGACCCUAAAAGGUAACAGGGAGAUCAGCUUUCAGCGCGUCUUUCUGAGUAUGCAUAUCGCUUUCUUCUUUGGUAUUCCCCAUAAUAUACAGUUCAUUUACGCAUCACCCUGAAGAGUUGGUAGGAGGGAGUUAGGCCAGGAUCGGGUCCGGGCAAAACUGACUCAUCGCAAAUCACCUGACGCGCUUUAGAUUAUAGUUUUAAAAAUGGCCAACCGCGGAAUGAUUCCUUUAUCCUACUCGGAUUGAAGGCCAGACCCCACUGAUUCCUUUGUACCGCAGCCCUUAAGAGCAGUUGUUCUGGCUUUCUGCCAUGUAUAUGUAGGCAUGAAUACAUGUGCCGCACGCGAAGAGGGCAUCCAUCUGCUUCAACUAUUGCCUUUGGACACACACUUUCAGUCAUCUUUAUUUUGUCUCUUCAGUGGAGCGCGUUUAGUGUUGGAAGAGAGAGUCUUGCUUUCACUGCGAAAAUCUCCAUCUCCUCAAUCCACUUCACCUGCAGCUCACCAUUGCAAUCCCGAGACAGCGCUGGUUACAGCCACAUCGCACACGUAUCAGGCAGUUUAGCUACCUGUAAUUGGGAAAAUAAUCGUUGUCAUUGCUUGAUCAGCGGCAAGGUUGUUGCACAAAAUUCUUUUUGAAAUACACUAUCCAGCCUCCCGUCAGUGUAUUUGUGGGGUUUUUUUUCGGUCUCAUGGGCUAUUUAUGAUUCCCUGUUCCUUGAUACUGCUAAGACUUGAAUAGUGGUAGGGGGCGCUCACCGAUUGUUCUUACGGAACUCACUCGUUCAGUUGUGCCUUACGGGCUCUUUCUCGAGCCCAACCAGCAGCCACAGAGCGGCGCAUGAUGUAGGCAGAAUGCUAUUACCGACAAAGACAAGGUACACUGGAAUGGCCAUUUCUGGCUUGUUAGCCGUCGUCAGCCAGUCAUACCCAACCCCGAAGUGUGGAACACCCGAGGCUCGAACUCGCGACCUGUUAGUUAGAAGUCCACGCAUCUAGCCACUGGGCCACGGGCGCGUUGACCUGUCGGUUUCGAUCGGGAAGGGUGUUCCACACUUCGGGGUUGGGUAUGACCUGCUGACGACGGCUAAUAAGCCAGAAAUGGCCAUUUCAGUCUCCCUUGUCUUUGUCGGUAUUAACAUUCUGCCUAUGUCAUGCGUCGCUGUGCAGCUGCUGGUUGGGCUCGAGAGAGAGCCCGUACGGCACAACGGAACGAGUGAGUUCCUUAAGAAUGAUCGGUGAGCGCCCAUUUCCCGAUCGAAACCGACAGGGCAAUGGAGUCGUGGCCCAGUGGUUAGAGGCGUGGACUUCUAACUAACAGGUCGCGAGUUCGAGCCUCGGCUGUUCCACACUUCGAGGUUGGGUAUGACUGGCUGAUCACGGCUAAUAAGCCAGAAAUGGCCAUUCCUAUCUCCCUCGACUUUGUCCGUAAUAACAUUCUACUUUUGAGUAGGUUACCACCAAAAACCUGCGGUUCCUUCCGAACAGUAGCUCAUUGGGACCGCACGUGUCAAUUAUUGUUCCAAGUUGUUUCUCGAACUUUCAUAACUUGGCUUUAGACUACUACUAAAUACCUAUCGCAGGUAUAAUUUCUUUUUUUCCGCGCACGACAAAGUGGUUGCGUCGUUGUAUCGUCGUUUGGUACACUUUACCUUUACUGGCCACCUUGGCGGCUUCCCUGUGUUCCGCUUUUCUGCUUCAUUAUGUCGCGCCGUUUGCUCAACGUUCCCACUUUACUUUUAUGAGGGUUUGCCAACGUCAUUCGUCCUUGGGCUUCUAUUGGCCAUUUUGCUGACUUGAUCUCUGAACUUGAAAUCUUAUUGUGCAGAUGCUAUAUUUAGCUGACUGGUUUUUUGGUGUUAAAUUUCGUUAGUAUUCAAUUUUUCGGGUCACGAUUUGAUCCCAUUCACGGAAUUAAAACAUUUUCCCUAAGCUUCAUCCUUUUUCACCGCUCUCUUUCCCAUUUAUUAGCCCCAGCCAUAAACCCCUACUUCCACCUGUUCCGUAAGACACGAUGACCUAUCCUCUGCAUUCUAGAUGGGGUUGCAUAUUGCGUCAUUGCCCCAAGACCGCGGGAGAAGUUUACCCCGCGAUCAUCACGCGCCUAUUCUGUUUCCCGAUUCGUGCCCUUCAUACAUUUGGGUGUAGAUCGGGCAACAUUUAGGCGUUCUAUGUAAACCCAUGUAAGAUACCUCCACAAAGCCCUGUCACUCCUGCAUAAACUCUAUGGCUAACAAAAUGAGAUUUUUCUGUCACACGGCUUAGGCGGUAUUAAAUGGAUUUAGGGAAAACACGAGUCUUGUUAGUUAACUUGGUAUUUGCCAAUUAGUCUUUUACGCCGUCUUUAAGUCGUGCCGGCAGUCUCGGGUGUCGUUUUAAUGAAUCGAUUUUUUAAGCUCAUCAUUUGUGUGGUGUUUUUAUAGGAGGGUAUUUUUGAUGCCUUGUCACGACGUUUUAUGAUGAUAAAUGAUAAGGAUUUGCCCAGGUUCCAUCAUUGCAACCUGUUUGAGCCUCCUGAAAGGAGAACGUAUUCUUUAUUUACGUAAACUCCAUCAUUUAUGCCAACUUUUGGAGCCAUUUUUAUAUCAUCUCUCAUGACCCUCGACCACUCAGACGAUACGGAUCUCAUCACUGUCUGUGGGGACGCAGAUACGUCGCUGCCGUAUCUGAUGCUUUGCGUAAUGUGUUUUUCUUACUUAACUUCUUAACUGCAAUCAACAGAAACUCUUUGAUUGCAUUUCAUAGGAGUCAAUGUUACUCCCAUUCGGCACUCUGCCAACGCUUAAAAUUUCAGAUCCAUUUCUUCGCUACCGACGUCACAAAGGUGCUUAAAUGCGCAAAACCGUAUGCAGUCUGACGUUGAUUUGAAUUUUUCACACAUCUUUAAAAGCAUUCAUUGUCCCCCGCCUCAAGCAUGUGCCUCUCCUGCACUUUGUGGCUGGUAUCGCCCGCAGAUGCAUCCAGCAUUCUGAUUGGGCAGAUACAUGCCAAGCAGUCUCUAAUAGGCCUGACUAGAUUAUUCUUCAGGCGCUGGUCCUAACCGCUGACAAGCGCGUUCUUUUCUUCCAGACAUGCGGUCUGCCACUGCAACAUUCAUCACGUGUGCGUCGGGUGGAGGAGUUGCGUUUGCGGUCCUAUCUGGUGUUCCCCUUCUAG